AUGGCAAUGUCUCUCAUCCAAGCGUGCCGCAGUCUGGCUCUCUCAACAUGGCUGCUUUCCUUUUGUUUCGUGCAUCUGCUGUGCCUGGACUUCACGGUGGCUGAGAAGGAGGAAUGGUACACCGCCUUCGUGAACAUCACCUACGCGGAGCCCGCGCCGGACCCCGGGCCCGGAGUGGCGGGCGGCGGCGGCACGGAGCUGCACACGGAGAAGACCGAGUGCGGGCGCUACGGGGAGCACUCGCCCAAGCAGGACGCCCGCGGGGAGGUGGUCAUGGCUAGCUCGGCCCACGACCGCCUCGCCUGCGACCCCAACACCAAGUUCGCCGCCCCGGCCCAUGGCAAGAACUGGAUAGCCCUCAUCCCCAAGGGCAACUGCACGUACAAGGAUAAGAUCCGGAACGCGUUCCUACAGAACGCCUCCGCGGUGGUCAUCUUCAACGUGGGCUCCAACACCAACGAGACCAUCACCAUGUCCCACGCAGAUCUGAUAACUCAGCUCUGCGCCGUGUGCAUCAGGUAUACUACUGAUGCGGGCGUUUCUGUGUCAGGCGGCCUGGCGUGCCAGUGCUUCCAUGGCAGGAACAACGACAACAAAAAGUCGUCUACAGCCUUGUCAACAUAA
This is a messenger RNA of Hyaena hyaena (striped hyena), 624 nucleotides long. RefSeq names its product RING finger protein 150-like. The transcript has 3 exons. Bases 1 to 624 code for a protein of 207 amino acids. The record is from RefSeq and is a predicted model, not a curated record. Lineage: Eukaryota; Metazoa; Chordata; Mammalia; Carnivora; Hyaenidae.